AUGCGUGGAGAGACCGAUGUACACUUCUCUCUGGCGACUAAAGAAGAAUUCUGGGACGAUGGUCCGAUAUAUAUCUAUGAAGCUUUUGCUCAACAUUCCUACAAGACUUUAGAGACGUGUAACAAUACGUGUGUUGAAGAUAAUCAUUUGUGUAAAGCUAAAAUUACAAGUGAUUUCAAUAGACUACUAGCAAAAGAUUUGAUUGUACCGAAACCGUUCCUUGCCAGAGGGCAGUAUAUUUUUGAUUGGGAGAAAAAAUAUUUGAGUUAUCCACCUUUGAACGAUACAAAAACGCUGCCAGAUUUGAAGUUGUCUAACGUGACAGUUGAAAACACAAGACAAGGUGUGGUCAGGUGUAAGAUACUUGAAACUAUACACGGUCGUCUGGAUGUCGUGGAUGGGUACGGGCGUCAGAGAACCAAGGGAGACGAUGUGGUCAGGGUGUGGAUGAAGGGCAGUAAUUCAACUGGAUAUGCUGUAGUGGGUGAUGUCUUGGAUCUAAAAAAUGGCAGCUAUGUUUUCAAUGUCAAAUGUCUCUGGACUGGAGAAUCUUCGCUUCACGUGGCCAUCGCCUACCCGCGUGAAUUCAUCAGGACUGUUAUCCACCAGGUUCACAUUGGGGCAACAAGAUUCAUGACCGCCAGAUUUAAAAAGAGAAACCGCGUGGAGGGCUUUCCCAUUUCUAUAAUUAAAAUUUUUGUGAACAGUUUAUCAUGCGACGAUUGGAUAGAAGGUGGAUACUUAGAUGUAUCCCCGCCCCAUGACGUUACAGGCGCUGAAAGAAGUCUGAUUAAGUCUAUUUGCACUUAA
This is a messenger RNA of Physella acuta, 810 nucleotides long. RefSeq lists its product as uncharacterized. The record is from RefSeq and is a predicted model, not a curated record. NCBI's taxonomy places the organism in Eukaryota, Metazoa, Mollusca, Gastropoda, Physidae.